Molecule: messenger RNA, 255 nt
Organism: Coccidioides immitis RS
Lineage: Eukaryota; Fungi; Ascomycota; Eurotiomycetes; Onygenales; Onygenaceae
Exons: 2
Coding region: 1-255 (84 amino acids)
Source: RefSeq, a predicted model, not a curated record
AUGGCUGUCGAGAUAUGGUCUAAAGUGCGAAUUGGUGCAGGAACCUGCAGCUGUUUGGAUGCUACACCAACUUGCCGCGUGGCCCAGAAAGUACCAUUUACGAGAAGGACAACGGAUUUGAUGAGUUUGCGGUACAAAGAUCAAGUUUAUCAAAGGGUAGAAGCAAUCAGACAACAUCAUGUCAUUCAUCGAUAUGUGCCCCAGCUGUCACUGCAUACCAAAUGCACCACUUUCUUACCUGUUCCGGUCCCAUAA